GUGAUCUCAUGAGGCUCAUGAGAAAAGAUCAAGAGCUUCAUGAGGCAAGAUCAGGAGGCUCAUGAGAAAAUUCAGGGUCGAGGCUCAUGAGAAAAGAUGGAGACUUGUCAUUCAUGGUGGAGUAGAUGGAUACUCAAGACUUCCUGUUUACCUGCACUGUUCAAGUGACAAUUGUGCAGACACAGUCUUGAGGCUGUUCCAGGAAGGUGUCACUAAGUAUGGCCUGCCAUCUCGCAUUCGUAUUGAUAAGGGUGGUGAAAAUGUUGAUGUUGCUAUGUAUCUCCUUAUGCAUCCACUCCGUGGCCCUGGAAGAAGUACACUUAUUGUAGGGAAGAGUGUGCACAAUCAAAGGAUUGAACGUAUGUGGAGAGAUGUGUAUGAAGGAGUUGUCUAUUUCUACCAUAGUCUAUUUUAUCACCUGGAAUCUAUUGGUAUGCUUGAUCCUAGCAAUGAACUCGACCUUUUCUGCCUCCACUUUGUUUAUAUUUCGCGUAUUAACUCUCACUUGACAUCCUGGCAAAAGGCAUGGAUUAAACAUCCCAUGAGAUCUGAGCACAACCUUACUCCAGAGCAGCUGUGGACAAUGGGUUUGCAAAGAAUUGCCACUUCUAAUAAUCACAUUGCAAGUGAAGUCUUUGAGGAUGGAGAUCAGCAAUUUGGUAUUGACUGGGGAGGACCUGUGUCUCAUGAAGACACUUAUGAAGUGGUUCACGUGCCUGAGACGCCUACUCCUCUUAGCAUUACUGAUAUAGAAGAACUUCAAGCAACUGUUUCACCUCUGGAACCUAGUAUACAUUAUGGUAUAGAUUUGUAUGAAAGGGCAUUACUAUUUGUAUCUCAGAAAGUUGGUUGUGUAGUUUAGAAUGUUGCAUAUUAUUUGUUGUUGCCUGUGUUUUAUAAACCAAGAUAUGAAUGUUACAAAUGGCACUGUACAAUAAAUUUUAUGA
Corticium candelabrum is the source of this 947-nucleotide messenger RNA. RefSeq lists its product as uncharacterized. Gene Ontology annotation, molecular function: nucleic acid binding. Lineage: Eukaryota; Metazoa; Porifera; Homoscleromorpha; Homosclerophorida; Plakinidae. The coding region runs from base 62 to 862 and encodes 266 amino acids. The record is from RefSeq and is a predicted model, not a curated record. The transcript has 3 exons.